Molecule: messenger RNA, 353 nt
Organism: Castor canadensis (American beaver)
Lineage: Eukaryota; Metazoa; Chordata; Mammalia; Rodentia; Castoridae
Source: RefSeq, a predicted model, not a curated record
CAACAGGCAGAGGUGGCCCUCGUGUCCCAGACCCAGGAAGAGAAGCUGGCUGCCACCCUCAGGAUAGAGUUACACAACACUUCGUGCCAAGUCCAGAGCCUCCAGGCUGAGACAGAAUCCUUACAGGCUCUGAAGCGAGGCCUAGAGAACACCUUGCACGACGCCAAGCACUGGCAUGACAUGGAGCUGCAGAACCUGGGCGCCGUGGUGGGCCGACUGGAGGCUGAGCUGCGCGAAGUCCGUGCAGAGGCUGAGCAGCAGCUACGGGAGCGGGCACACCUGCUGGCACGCAAGGGCCAGCUGCACAAGGAUGUGGCAACUGUCCAUGCCCUGCUGGACCGCGAGGAGAGCUG